GCAAGCCUUUGUUGAAACUAAUCUUCAGGUGAACCUACAGAAAUGAAAAUUGACAUUCAUAGUCACAUUCUGCCUAAGGAGUGGCCUGAUCUAAAACAGGUAAUAGCUAGACGGGAUAUUUGGUACAAAAGCUCUAGGUACAAGUAUUGCUUCUGAUUGCUAUGAAUGUUUUCAGCUGAGCUUUAUCUCUCAUACUUCUGGGCUCUGAGAACUCCCUUCUGGGUAUAUUUUUUUAGGCUGAACUCUUAAAGAAGAAGAUGACUGAUCUUAAGCUCCAAAUGCUCCUGGCCCCCUAGCGUUUGCCAGAGGGCAUUUUGACUAUUCCAUUAAUUUGAAUCCAUUAAACAAAGAUGUUCUGAUAGUUGCUGGGUAAAGCAGACAGGGUUCUCUGUGUGUUGUUUUUUAAAAAAAUUCUGACAGGAAAAUGUCCCUUUUCUUUUUCACCUUUUAAUAAAAAUAUAAAGUUUUCAGCUGCAUUGCUGUGAAUCAAAACACAGUGGGUUUGGAUAGUGUUCAGUGAGGUUGUCUUCUCCCCCCCCUCCACUUGUUUCAAGCCACAUUUGCAGUGUUGCACUUUGGGAGAGGGGAUGGGGAUGUCUUCACACGCAUGGCCUUUUUGGUUUCCCCAACCCUGGAAAAACAACAACCCAGAAUUCUAAUUAACUAAGUUGCCAUCUGCACCUACAUGAUGGCUGUAUCACAAACACAGACCCUGCUUAAGUAUGAACUGAAUGCAGCUUAUGUUUUCUACUCAGAUUGAAGCUGGUUUGAGGGGGGGAAAUGCAUCAAAGAAGAGUUUCUCAAUAAACUACACGAUCGGUACUGUGGCCGAAGUUAUGUGUAUGCAGCUUGUAAAACUAGCAGUGGGAGCGCUCUGGAUGCAGAGUAAGCUGUAAUGUGAACAUACCCCUUAUUGGCAUCUUUCUUCAUCCACUGAAGGCAUCAUUGAGUUAUUGGUAUACGGUGCAAUCCUAAGCAUUUUUAUUCAGAAGUGCUACCAUUCAGUGGGACUUGUAAAGGUAAAGGGACCCCUGACCAUUAGGUCCAGUCGUGGCCGACUCUGGGGUUGCGGCGCUCAUCUCGCUUUAUUGGCCGAGGGAGCCGGCGUACAGCAUCCGGGUCAUGUGGCCAGCAUGGGACUCAUAGGCUCAGUGGGACUUACUCCCUAGCAAAUAUAUCUAGCAUUGCAGCCAAUGUAUUUAAAUGCAUAGAGCUAGUUAAUUUAUCAGAAUAAAUCAAAUAUUGUUAUAUUGGGUGAUAUCUAGUAUUAGUCCUACUUGAAGUAAACCCAUUGAUAUUACUGAAGUUAAAAGCUAAGCCCAUUAAUGUCAGUUGGUCUAAUCACAGUGUGACUUAGACUGGAUACCACUCAGCAUUAGAAAAAAACAAAAGUUUGAGAAUUUGUGCUACUUGCACUGGGUUAUUAAACAACCCAGUAGCAUACACGAUGCUGCAGGAAAUGACACUUACCUGGGAGGGAGUAAACCUCACUGAACUCAACAAGACAUACCUCUGAAUGUCUUAGAUGUAUAUAGCUGUAGUCCCCUAGAAAAUGCCCAGCCCACUAAGUUGGCUCAGAAGGAUACUAUGGUCAAUGGCAUUAAAAGCAGCUGAGCGAUCAAGGAAGAAUAAUAGAGAUGUACUCCCCCUGUUCCUCUUCCAAUCUAUCAGUCAAACUAUUUAUUUCAACCUAUAAUUUGACUGUUUCUGGGGUCUAUAUCUGGUCUUUAGUUAUUUUCAGCAAAACUGAGAAGUUCACAUUAAAACAAUACUUUGAUUGGGCACACUAUGAACUAAGAGUUGGGUAACUCUUUUUACUAACCUUAUCUUAAACUGGUGGUAAUCAGUGCAUAAGCACAUCACUUACAAAAAGAACUUGAUUCUGCAGAGGGGUGUUGCGGGGGAUAGUCCAUGCAAAGUACAGUUUGACAUCAAUGGAAAACAAAAAUUGCAGGUUUUGUGCUAGGUUAUUCAUGCAGAUGCAUUAAAGUUGCCUCUAUGUGAACUAGUUAUACUGGCUAUUUCAGAGUACUCUUUCAGUCUCUCAUAAUGAGAUAUUUCAAACCCAAGAAUCUUUGAAAUAAAAGAAAGCUGCCUUUCUUUCAUCUGCAAUCCCCAACCCCCAGAUAUUAGAAGAGUUUUAAACCUCUCUGGGAGAAUCAAUGGACAUUUCACUUGUGUAUUUGAAGCUUUUCUCUGCUCUUUAAAUAUUAAUAAAAGAAGGUGACCUUCACCCCGCUUCUGAAGCAUAGAGGCUGAAAGGGAGAAUCAAUAUAUGCCUACACUAAUGAUUAACUAAUUACAGCUCAGCAGAUUUUUAUUUUUUUUAUCACAAACCCAAGAUUUUACUCCUGGUUUCAUAAUAAAGGCUUAGCAUUAAAUGCACACAUACUUGGGAAUAAGCCCCACUGAACUCAGUGGAACACAAUUCCGAGUAUCCUGCAUUGUGCUGUAAAAGUCCAUUUUGGUGGAAUGGGAAGUAGAUAUUUUCUUAGAUCAUAACAAAAUUCAUCCUGGUGGUAGCCCAUCUCCAUUGCAGAUGUGGCACCACUAUGGACAUCAGAGGACAAGCAGCUGGACAGUACUGUCCUGGACCAUUCAACUACAGGACAGCUAACAUUCUGUGUGCUUUAAAAAUGGAACUGCCCCAAGAAGAAAGAAAUCAAGGGUGGUAUAGCGGUUAGAAUGUUGGGCUACUAGUAUUGAGAGACCAGGGUUCAAAUCUCCACUCAGCCAGGAAACACUCUGUAUGACCUUGGGCUAGUCACUGUCCUUCUGUCCAACCUACUUCACAGGAUUGUUGUGAAGAUAAAAUGAGGAUGGGGAGAACUAUGUAUGCCACCUUGAGGUUCUGGGAGGAAAAGUGCAGAUUUCCUGUCUUUUAUGCCACCAUGGGCUGCUUUUAUCCAGAAAUGAAAAGGCCCUCUGUCCUCUUGUGUCAGCUUCUAUAUCAAUAAAACAGGGUCAGUGGUUGUUGGUGUUUUUGACCCCAGCAUUGGAGCAAAGCAUUGCAGCUCUUGUGCUGGUCAUUACAGCACUCAUUGUGCUAGAACCUUAACAAAGUUCAAUUGCAGUAGGUUCCAUUAGAACACAGUCCUAACCAUGUGUCGUCAAAAGGAAGUACUACUGAAUCCAAUAGAAGUGGACUUUAGUCACAAGUAAAUGGGGUUAGGAUUGCAGCCCAAGUCACAAUUGCAAUGGGACCCAGGUGCAAUUAAAUUGCUGUGGGUAGAACCCAUAGAUUAUUGCUUUCAACAUGUUUUUUUGUUAAUUAUUUAUUCUGCUGGAAGCUACCUUAAGCAUUGGAAGACUAGUCCUAAGAGAUCCAGUCCAUCAGGUCUAGUCUAAUGUUCAGCUAGUUCAGCACUCUAUUUCUAAUAAGGGCUGGCUGCCUCCUGGACUACAUAAACAGAGCCUGAACACAACAGAUAUAAAUGUGCAACCACUCUAUUAUUGACUUAACAUUUGUUAAGUAGCCAUAUAUUUGAAACAGGGCUCCAUAGCUAAGAGAAAUUUUUGGAAACCCCCAAAAUAGCCCUACAUCCCUAUGGUCACGAUUUGGCUCUAGUCAGAAUAGUUCUUCACAUUAUAUCCUUAACUCCUGUUUCCAUGGCUAUGGAUUUAACCAUAUGUAUACUUCUCCUCCUAGAGAUAUGGCUAUGGUGGAUGGAUUCAGCUGGAGGAACAUUGUGAGGUAAGCUGUGUUUCUGACCUAUGUGACCCAUGAAUAAAAGAUUAUCAAGGAAUACAUAUUAAAAUUAUGGAAAAAUCUAUAUGAAUAAACCCUACUGAAUUAGUCCAAAGAUUCAUCAAAUUCAGCUUCAGAUUUUUCACAGUGGCCAGCCAUAUGCUUCCGGGAAGCCCACAAGCAACACAUGAAGGCAACAGCCCUCUACUGCUGAUGCCCCUUCCAGUUGAGGUAUUGAAAAAUGAUACUGAUUCAGAACUUAACUAAUAGACUGAUCCUCCAUUAUACUGACUACCCGCCCUUUAAAUCUAAACAAAUAUCCAUCACCACAUAUUGUGACAAUGAAUCCUAUUAAUUAAUUAGGUCCUGUAUGGAGGUGUACCUUCUUUUGGCUGUCCUUUUUCAAAUAUAAAUUUGAAAGCUCACUCUCAUACACAUAAGAACAUAAGAAGAGUCUGCUGAAUCAGGCAAUGACCCAUCUAGCCCUGCACCUCACAGUGGCCACCCAGAUGCCUGUGGGAAACCUUCAAGUAGGACCUGAACACAAAAGCACUUUUCAGUAAGUAGCCAUUAAUAGCCUAAUCCUCCAUGAAUUUGUCUAAUCCUCUUUUAAGGUCAUCCAAAUUGGUGGCCAUCACUGCCUCCCGUGGAAGCAAGUUCCAUAGUUUAACUAUGAAGAGGUACUUUAUUUUAUCUGUCCUGAAUCUUCCAACUCUAUAAUAUUAUUUUUGAGGUAAGGCAGUCAGAACAGGGCACAGUAUUCCAAAUGUGAUUACAACAUAGAUUUGUAUAAUGGGAUAUUGGUGGUUUCCAAGCAUGGAAUUUGCCUUUUUCACAGCUGUUGCACACUGGGUCAACAUCUUCAUCAAGCCAUCUACUAUGACAUCAAUGCCUCGGUCAUGGUCAGUGACCACCAGUUCACGAACACGUUAUCUUUCAAACUGUUUAUAUUGAGAAAUAUGUACAAAUACCGUACACAUUUACAAAACCAGGUGGUGUUAUGGACAUGAGCCAUGUGGCACUUAGCAAACUGAAUGGUGAAAAUUGCAAGAAUAUGUUUGUCUACUUAAUGUGCCUGAAAGACAGAAAAUAUACGUAUAUCUGGAGGGAAGGCACUUUGAGCAACUAACUCUCUCAUUCAUAACAUGUUACUGUGCCUUAUUUUAAUGGAAGUCAUGACAUGAGCAAUGACACCUUUCUGUACAUGCAAACCCUUUCCUAUACCUGAUUUGUUCCAUUCACAAAAUAUUUAAUGGAGGUCCAGGUCCUGAACUCAGUCCAACCCAUUUUAAAUGAAAUUAAUCUGGCCUCAAGCAAGCUCAUUAGCUUAUUUCUGCUUCCCAGGAGUAAGUAAUUACUUCAAGGCCAUUCCUACACUGCCUGUAAACUGAAGCCUGCGGAGAGAAAAUUCUGAUUAAAUAAUAUGUACAGAGAGGGGAAAUCCCACAGCUCUUAGCUAAAAAGCAAAGGACUAAGGAGCAGUUAAAAACUCACAUGGUUUUUAAAUAACCCAUGGUUAUUUAGAGCUAUUAUAUAGAGAAAAAGUGAAAUUAUGCCCUUUUCAGUUUGCCCCAAAAGUAACUGCGGAAAAAAUAAGAACCAUUGUAUAGAUCUGAACAAAUACAAUAUCCCAAACUCUGGAAACCUUUUAAGAAUUUUGCUUUCUUCACUUUUGCCCUCUGAAUCUUUGUCUGAAUCAUUUUCUUCAUGUCUCCAUAACAACCACUGCCUAAAGCUCAUUCCCUCUGAAAAGCAACUUUUAACAAGCUCAAGGAUCACAUCUCAAAUUUGCCAUCACCUCAGUAGAAUGAAAAAUUAUUGUACAUGUCCUAAAAGCUGGCCUAUAUUUCUGCCUCUCUGGAAAUCAGAUACAGCUGUCUCAUAAUAAUUUUGUAAGGUUAAACACCUGAAACAGCAGCUUUAAAAAAUGUUAUUUUUUAUCAUUUAUACCUAAGAUGCAGUGACAGCAAUUUAGUGAUCUCCAUAACAAUCAAGUGUUAAAAGAAUGUACUGGAUAAAGAACGUACUGCUAAUUAAAAAUACCUUGUCUGUUAAUCAUAAUAUUCAGCAUUCAUGAGGUAGAUGCUGGAGAGUGAAGGUACAGUGUUAGAAGAUGGCUGCUCCACCAUGGAGGCUACAUUUGCCCCACCCACCCCAUAGUCAGAGAAAGGCUCUGGGGCCCACUCCUUGCAUGAAGGUAGUGGUGCAAGGAGUCACACCACUGCAGUGGCCAAUGGGGUGAGGGUAGUGGCUGCCUUUAUAGGGGAAGCACCACCCUCAGAUGGCUUUGACAGCAACUCACCCUCCAACCCUGUAAGAUAAAGGCAUGUGGAGUUGUUGUUGUCCGUCCCGUCCCCCACAUUCCUGUGCAAUUUCUAUGCCUGUUAGUGUUUAUGGUGGUGGACACUUUGCUGCAGAUGUUUUACAGUCAUUAUUUUACACCAAACACAUGUCUCAUCAUGAGUCUUCACUUCAGGGAUAUGAGGGCAAAGAGCUCUCACAACUGGUUUUGUGCACCCUAAACCAGUGUUUUUCAACCUUUUUUGGGCAAAGGCACACUUGUUUCAUGAAAAAAAUCACGAGGCACACCACCAUUAGAAAAUGUUAAAAAAAUUAACUCUGUGCCUAUAUUGACUAUAUAUAAAGUAAUUCUCUUGAAUAGGAAUCACAUAAACACAAAGAAAGUAUUUUAUAAUUACUUUAUUAUGAAAUAGUAAGUAAACAGAAAUAUGAAAAAUUAUAAAAUACUUUAUUCAGUGCGCAACCUGGGCCUGUUUGGCUGAACACAAAGCUGAUAUUAUGGCUGGAAUCGAAGAAAGACACACACGUAGCUCUUCGUCAACAGCUCUCAGUCUCUCUCUGUAUUUAGUUUUUAUAGCAAUCAUGCUUGAAAAGCUCAUCUCACACAGAUAUGUAGUGGAAAAUGGGAGCAAUGUCAAAAUAGCUUUGUUUGCCAGAAGGGGGAACUCCUUGGCAGUAUCCAACCAAAAACUGUCCAGAGGUAGAUCAGCAAAUCUUAGCUUGAAACCACGAUUUUGUCUCAGUUCAGUUAGUUCCUCCUGCUCCUGUAAAGUCAUGUCCUUUCCACCAACUGAUGCUGAGCUAUAAGGAUCCCUAACCCAGUCAAGGCAUUCAGUGGAGACUGAAGAGAAAUAAAAUGACAACUUCUCCGGUCCUCCUGGUGACUCGAGUCGCGACGUCUUCUUCUCUCCGCUUCUGCGCACACUGUGCUCGGGCGGGAAGGAAGUCGGAAGAUGAUGUCCUACUGUGAUAGGUCCAGGCUGGAGUCUGGACCAAUCACAGCCCGGACAUCAGAAAAGUGGAGGGUGUCCCCCUGAGGAGUGCCAAUCGGCGCCCCUGCUGGCCGAGGGUGGGGUCAAAAACCCCACCCCCCAUACCCAGGACACAGUCCGGCACCCGCCUAGUGGGCGAAAAUUCGAUUUUUUUUUUUAAAAUCUUUUGAAUUUUUCAAUUUUUCCCACGGCACACCAGGCAACAUCUCGCGGCACACUAGCGUGCCACGGAACAGUGGUUGUAAAACACUGCCCUAAACAAGCAUACUGCUUUGGUACAGUGGAGGAUGCUGUCCGCUCACCAGUGCUGAAGUGAUCAGCCACCGGUCUGCUUGACUUCUGUACAUGGAAGAGAAGGCACCAACUUGCCCUAUUUCUCAGGCAACUGGCUCCUGUCACUUCAGAAGGUGAGGCAGCUUAGAGCAGGGCUUCCAAGACACUCAAUCCUUGGGAAGGUUUAUAUUUUAGGUUUUCCAUUUGAUAUAUUACAGAGUUACUUUUUUUGGUUAAAGGUAAUUUGAGUUACUAGCUUUAUUUAUUUUUUUGGCUUGGUAAAGCCACCAUAGGGUGCCUUGACCACAUCAUUUUUCAUUCAGUAAUUAUUUCAUUGGAAUGCACUGCUAUGUGGUGAGAGCUCAGGCUUACCACAUCAAGGGAAGCUUGUUUUCCCUUAGGUAGCAAAUACCAUCUCCCAUUACACAACAUUAAAAUGAAAAAAGAAAAACACACUUUGCUUCAGUUUUACUAUAUCAUAUAUUAUUUCCUCAAAACAUUUUAUGCAAAAAAAACCCAACAGGCAUAUAUUGAGGUUCAGUUUCAUCAUCAUCAUCAUCUGACUAAAAUGGUAUUUUCUUGUUUUUUGCUAGAAUUUAUGGAAGUCAAUAUCAAUAGAUGUUGGGAAACACUGUAAUAUAACCCACUGUUUAUGUUAUAAAACAAAGAUUUAGCAUCAAGAAAGGAAGCCUUAGAUUAACUUUAUGAAGAACUCAGUGUGGCAGUCGUAGCUUGCAGUGGAAAACUAAUUUUCUCUGGAUCCAUGUGUGUCGAAUAAUUAACUGCAAAGCCUCUGAGAAUCAGCUCCAAAUUAAUUUUAACUACAGAUCCAGCAAAUAAAUGCAUGUAUUAAAUAUAUCUGGGUCAUGUGUGUUCAUGCUGAUGAUAGAAUGACUAUGUGAUUUAAGCCCACACCUUUUAAUGAGGAAAGAGCUACCUCCGUCCAUCUAAUUGAACUAAGCAGAUUUGUUUUCGUUCUGCAUCGGGCUUGCUAUAGUCUGCACAUCACUAAUGCAGAUGGAGUGGGGGAGCCACUGUUUUUAAUUAGGACAUUGCUCAUUGGAGAUUCCAUCUCAUAGCAUAACCCUUCAGGCCAUUGGAAAGGCUAUUAUUUCUCUUGCUACAGUCGGCAUUUAUUUAUGAGGGUUUAAAGGAGAACCCCUAGAGAAAUUAUAGUCUUUUUAGUAUUGUUUCAGUACUGCAAUGAUUCCAUAUAACAAUCUGCCAGCCAAAGAACAGCACAACUUACUGUGCAUACCAAAAAAAUAUUCCCACUGAUCAUAACAAAAUGAAUCCCUAUCAUCUAUUUUUAUACAACAAGAUGCUUGAUUCCACCAGGUCAUUUCCAUCUUCUCUAAACCGUUUGGUGUCUGUUAUGUAAAAGUCAACAGAGGACUCAUAUAUCCAUACUCUGUAGGAAUAUAUGCUUAAGUUCUUCCCUCCUGGCACUUUGGAAAAUAAAUUCUUGAACUAUAUUUGCCAGAGGAAUCAGAUGGCGGCACUGUAAUUAUAGCUUGUGAUAUUUGGAGCAAUUUUCUUGAAUUGUGACGCAGCUGCCAAGUCAUUCCAGGAGCCUGCCAAAAUAUAGUCACAAUGAAAUUUGGGGGGUGGGGGUAGAAUUGAGGUUUUAAAAUAUUUAUCAGUUGUUAUGAAUGAUGUAUGAGGCUAGUAACAUAUUCAAGGUUUAAAAUGUCCUUGGUCUCAUGGCUUUAUUAAGAACUUGCAAGAAACCCACUGGGUCAAAACACAAAGUUGUGAAGGUGCAGAUUACUUUUUAGGCAGGCAGAAUUGCUGUACUGUAUUGCUUUCAACACCCGCUAAAACUUCUUUGUUUAAGGAAGCCUAACCGGACGUGAAUUUGUAACGUGUAAUACAUAAUGUGUAAUUAUAAUACAGAUAUUUGGUUUGAAACUGCUGUUUUUAUUUACAUUUUGAUAAAAAAAUGUGUCAACUUGCUUUUAACAUUUGAUUUUAUCUUUAUUUUUAAUGGAGUAUUUUAUAUUUUUUAUGUAAACCUCUUAGAUGUUUUUGUUGAUUAAGAGCUAUGAAGUUUUUUAAAAUAAAUAAAUAUAUUUAGUCCAAGAAUAGCUGAAGUAGUAUCGUCCAUAUGUUAUGAACUACUAUUUACAGACACAUGGCUUUGCUAUAUCUUUUCUUAAAGAUUUUUUACAUUAUAAACCGUUUUAAAAUGUGUUUUAAUAGUGUGUGUUUUUUUAAACAAAUGAAGAGUCUAGGCUCCUUUGGGAAGGAGAGCAGGAUAUAAAAUUAAUAAAUAAAAAACUUCUAUCAGCCUCAACUUCAAGUGAUGGGAGCUGUAGUCCAGCAACAUCUGUAGGGUGUCAAAUUGGCUACCCUGCAUUUAGCUCACCCUUAUGAUCCAUCACAAUCAUGGAAAUUAAAUACAGCAUGGAUUCCUGCCAUAUGGCCCCAAUUUUCUAGCAUUACCUAUGUGUCACAGUAAACUGCUGUUAUGUUAAAAAGAUCAGGUCAGCAAAAGGCAUUGGGUACUAGAUUAAUAAAUAACAGACAGGAAAUACAUGAAAAUAUUCCUUUAAAAGGAAAUAUAAUAACAUUUACCUUAAUAACUGUUCCCCAUUUUUUACAGAGGGAAGCCAAAAUGAUGAAAGAUGGGAAACUUUUCAGAGUUAUCCAAGAGAAUUGUUGGGAUCCAGAGGUUCGGAUUAAACAGAUGAACCAAUCAGGUACUAUCAGUAUGGAUGUGUACUAUGCAGACGUCCAGUAUGGCAACAGUAGCUCUUAAAAGAUGCUUUUGCAAAGCAUUAACAAUUGAUUUUCAGAAUAUAUAUUGCAUUUUUGUUGAGUAAGAAGAGCUAAAGCAGACUGCAAAAUAUAUUACUACAGAAAUGCACCGAUAAAUUUCCAUCUACAUUCAAACCUGGAAGCACCAAAGUAACAGUUCAAGUGUUCCUCUUGAAGAGCCAUUCACUUGUAGUGGGUUAUUUUUCAAAAAUAUUCAUUAAUUGCCUCCCUCCAGGAAAACAGGUUCAAGUUUAUUUCUAAAGUAGUUGAUUGCUAUGUAGUGAAGAAAACAAUCCCAAAUCUGUCCCCCCCCCCCCAGUAGUCCUCAUUGCUCAUAAACAAACUACUCUGGAAUAGUUUGCUUAUUUUUUUUAAAAAAAAAUAUGUAAUGGCAUUUAUAAAACAACUUUUACUAAUUUUGUUCUAUAGGAGUCACUGUCCAGGCCCUUUCUACAGUUCCUGUCAUGUUUAGUUACUGGGUAAGUCAAGUCAAGGAAAAGAACUACAGCAUUUUUGUAUCAUAAAAAUCAAGCAACCAUGAACUCCACAUGCAAAAAGGAAGGCAGAAAUCCUUCUGAUUAAUCAGAUACUUUGCAGUGACAGAAGGCUCAGGAGACUAAAGAAUGUCAACAGAUGUCAUUGUACAGAUGAGGUCUGAUGGAUUAUAAAUAAUUGUGUAUAAAGCUGAAUAUAUUUGUCUUAUUUCUCAGAUAUAUUGAUAAUGGAUGGAAGCUAAUUAUUAAUAACAUAUCUGAAUAUUGCUCGUUAUAACAAAAUUAGUUGCUUUACUCUAAUACUAAAGCUUAACUUUAAUUUUAAAAUUGGCUUCUCCCAACCUACAUGAUUGUGAAUAAAUUCUUAGGAGCCAGAUGGGCAAUGUGUCCAGUGAGGGCUCAGAAACCAGAACUAGUCUGGAUGACUAGUUCUAGGUGAUAGAAUGGAAUUUAGCAUUUGCCAUUCAGGUUCCAUUUUUGUUCUACUUGUGCAUCAGAGGCAUCAAAGAGCAACACUAACAAUGCAGGCAUCUGCUCCAGUUAUGGUGGUGGCUAAAGAGCUUUUGUAUUUGGCGCUACAUCUAGUGGAAAAUCACAUCCAGAGUUUCAACCCAUGACCUCCUGCACUGAAAAGGGGUGGGGCCCAUCAAAUAUAUAUAUUGCUACCCCAGCAGGACUUUAACUAAUUAGCAGUAUCUGUGUGUAUAAGGAGUUGAAUUCCUGUCUGUAGGGAAGGAUCUCAUUUUCUGGAUGAUUGCUGUGUGUUACACAACAGUAGCAGUUGCAAAGAAUUUUGUAGUAUCUGUGUGUUUUCCAGGUUGUACUUUGUGUGUAUGGUGCAUUAGGUUGUUUUCAUGGAUUGGUGCCUCAGCAAAGGAAAAGUAGACCACCUCUAGUGUUUGUGCUCCUUUUUUCUUCUUAAUUGUCCUGCUAAGAGACCAUAGGUUCCUAGCUAAGCUAUCCUAUUUAGUUGUUCUGUGAAGCAAAGGGACUUAAAUUCUAGAGUUCUGCAUAUGCACUGUUCUUUGAGACUCCACCUAAAGGUUAUUUACACAACCAACUUUUGUUUCUCUCCCGAUUUGAAAACCACAUGUUAAUUCUUUCUUCCUUUAAUGAUUCUUACCAGGCCAAACCAAAGGAUACUCUAGACCUGUGCCAAUUUUUAAAUAAUGACUUAGCCACUACUGUGAAGAAGUUCCCAAAGAGGUUUAUUGGCCUUGGCACCCUCCCCAUGCAAGCUCCAGACUUGGCUGUGAAGGAAUUGCAUCGUUGUGUGAAAGAGCUUGGAUUUCCCGGUGUGCAGAUAGGAUCUCAUAUCAACAACUGGAACCUGAAUGCCCCAGAACUCUUUCCAGUCUAUGCUGUGAGUAGACAUUCCCUUGUUUCUAAUAAUAGUAGUAGUAGUAAAAUUUAUUAUUUAAACCCCAUCCAUCCGGCUGGGUUUCCCCAGCCACCCUGGGCAGCUACCAGCAGAUUAAAAACAGAAUAAAACAUCAAACAUAAAAAACUUCCCUAAAGGAGAUGUGGAAGUCUACAUGAGCUGUAAACUACAGAUAGCAUCUUAUCUUUCACUGAGGAAGAAGGGAAGCAUGUAGGAAUGGGAUCUUAAAUGGAGAUAGUAGUAGUGUCUCACGUAUGUUGAAGCUUAGAGUGACUGGAGUUCUAAAAAUAAUAACCAACACAGUGCUGUGAAUUGAACCUGGAAGACAACAGGGACCCAGUGCAGAUGCUGGUGGAUCUUGUAGAUGUAUAUGUAGAUGCUAUGAACUUGGUAGUUCCUGUACAUGUAAAUGCUGUGUACCCUGACAUACCAACUUAAUCAGGAGACCAGGUAUGGAAGUCCAUGCCAUGAUUCUGAAUCAUGAACAAGGGUUACUCCCAUAUAAAAUUCUUAAUGCUACUAAUAAUAACAAUGAAUCAUUCAUUUUGCACUUAAAAUAAUUGAAGUGCUUCACACAGAAUUUUAAAAAGGGCCUGCACCUACCUAAAGGGUCACAAUAUAAAUGAAGACAAGAUGGAAAUUAAUAAGAAAAGGAGGGGGAUAGUACAUGUAUGUACAUCUAAAUGCUGCAAAUGGACCCAGGCACUGGCUGAUGGAGAUUCCAGCCCAUUGGAGAAGCCCAUUAACUGACUUAUAGAUCCUCCUAAGACUAGCAAUUAUUUGUUAUAUUUUUAUCACAACCUUCCUCCAAGGAGCUCAGGAAACAGUAUAUCUCUUUCUACCCCACCCCAGCACCAUUUCAUAUCUUCACAACAACCCGGUGAGGUAGGUUGGGCUGAAACAUGACUGUGCUUUCUGUCCUCAGUCCACAGAAGCAUGAGUGAGGAAUUUAAAGUGAGCAGCUGAGACUGAAUUCUUUAGUUGAGAUUCCUGCAUUGCAGAGGGUUUGACUUGAUGACCAUAGGAUCCCUUCUAUUUCUACAAUUAUAAGAUUCUAUGAUUAUUGCUCUUAGAUGUCUUACUCUUGUGUUAUAAAAAUACCAGACUCUUACGUUUAAACAUUGGCAAUUGUAUUACUUGAAAUGUCAUAAUUUUUGGUUGACUUUUUAAUAAACUCUUCCCUACUGCCUCUGAUUUUAAGGCUGCUGAACAAUUAAACUGCUGCCUCUUUGUGCAUCCCUGGGACAUGCAGACAGAUGGAAGGAUGUCUAAAUACUGGCUUCCCUGGCUCGUAGGUCAGUAGCACUUACAAUUCUUAAAAGACAUUCAUUCAUUUUGUUUGUGAGUAACAGCAAUGAGCCAAUUUGGCAUAGUAGUCAGGGUGUCAGACCCAAGUUCAAAUUCUCACUCAACCUGAAACUCCCUGCGUGACAUUUGGCUAUUCGCCAUCUCCCAGCCCAACCUAUCUCACAGGGGGUUUUUAUAGGGAUAAAAUGGAGAUGGGGAAAAGUGGGCUAUAAAUGAAACAAUGCAGGAGACACAGCUGAAAAUGUACAAGGAAGAUUUGCACAACUUUUCUUACAGUUCCUUAAAUCUAUUCACAUCCAUGAAGUUUGCAUCGAGGGGCUUUAAUCAGGAUGCCGUUGAUUGUUCUAAGUUCCCUAAUACAGCAGUCCUCUUAAAAUGGCUUUAACUAUCACCCUGAGAAGUACUGAAAGGGGGAUAUAUAAAUUUCCACAUAUGUAAUGCCUUGCUGCCACAUGCCUCUGGGUGGUGGCAAAUUGUGGCAAUUUACACCCCCACACCCACCAUUAUGAGAUAACUAAGCAUAGAUUGUGCAUUAUCCUUGAAUAAGUAUGUUACCACCUUGGAUGCUACUUGGAAGCAUGAAAUGAAGGUGCAUAAAUCGCUUUUGCUUUCCUUUUUUCCCAUCGGAAGUCACAAAAGACAUUGCAGAUAGGAAUAAGAUGCUUGUAAUUAACACAUGAUAGAAAUUUGCUAGCUUUGUCAGAUCUCAAGAUUCAAUCUCAAUAGCAGUGUGAUCUCAAACUCCGCCCCCCCCCUUUACUCCACAUGGGUCUUCAACAUUUUUUUCUACUUAAGCCCACAUGGGACCAAAUGUCUCCUGCCACAUCUUAGGAUACUCCUAAUGUUCUGAAUGUCUUUACAGAAGCAGAAGCAUAUCUGCCUUCUCUGCCAUAGCUCUUUGUUUAUACUACAUUGUUCAUUCUCCCUCAAAUGAAAAUGAAAUUUAUUUUCAAGAAUAAAAGUAGCGAUGAGAAGAUCAGCUAUUUUUAAACUGAAUUGUCAUCUCUCUUUCUUCCUUCCAUGGGGAUUAUUUGCAACCAGCCAGUCACUGAUAUGAUAAUCUGUACUUCCUGUGAGUGAAGGUAGUCAAUACAGGGCUUGAUUCCAACUUCCAGGGCCAGUGAUUUGCUGGAAAAAGAAUAUCACAGGCAGAAAAUGAAGGGAGGUGGAAAGGGGAAUGAGUGAGAGUUGAGAGAGCAGUUGCUGAGCCACCUGUGGCCUGGCCUGCCUGCUCGAUUGCUUGAGAAAUUUUUAAAAAGCAUAUUGUCCAUUCACUCUUCCUUAUGGGCAACCUUAUUCCCAUUAAUUGGAAGAGAGAGACACAUAUAUGGCACAUUAGGGAAAAUUCAGGGGAGGAAAGAUCCUUGGUUGUAACCACUGAAGAUGGAAGCAGAGGACUAUAACCCCAGGUACCAAGGUUCCCUAAAGGUGCUGGUAAAACUUCUCUCAAGCCAGUUGGGAAUUCUUUCCACUUUUUAUAAAUGAAAAAAGAUCUGUAGUGUUACACUUGAGGAUAUGGCAAUGUGUAUGUAAACAGGCUAAGUGCUGUACUUGUAACAAAACCUUAUCAGGAAAAUGUUGCUACCUUUUAACUUGCUUGCUUAUAACUGGCACUGAGAAGUGCACCAUAGCUGCACCUAUUAAUUUGUUUUUAUUUUAAGUACCUAGCGGUGAAAUAUCAGCAUUGCACAGUAUUACAACAUCAACCGAAGUUGAGAGAGGUGUAUAGGCAAGGGGAGGGGAGGAAGUCAAUGAAGCAUGCAGAUUUCUGUUCCCCACCACAAAUAUAGAUUUUUUUUUAAAUUGAAUUUAUAUACCACCCUUCACCUGAGGAUCACAGAGUGGUUUACAGUAUAAAAACAGAAAAAUACAUACAUAUGUUGUGUAAACUCAUCAUAUGCAUUCAUACAACAAUGUACAGUAUUAUCUAAUUAUCUCAAGGGGCAACAAAGCACCAUUCUUCUGUAUAGUAGCAACUCUACAUGGUCACCACAAUGAAUUAGAACGGCUCACACCCAUAUGGAGCAGGCAAGCCUUCCCCAACCUAGUGCCCUCCAGAUAUUUUGAACUACAACUCCCAUCAUCUCUAUGCUGAGUGGGGCUCAUGGGAGUUGGGAAUCAAAUAUCUGAAGAAGAGAAAGGAAAGAAUGGAGUAGACUUUCAUACGGGAAGGUUCCACAUCUGUCACACUGCACAUUCUUGGAAGUGACUUGCUCUGGUGCAGAGAGACUCCAUGCAAUGUGGGUUCAUUAUCAAUGUGAUAGGGUGCCCUAUCAAAUUACAGCUGUCGUGUUGUUUCCAACUAAGUUUUAGUCAGAGUAGACUCACUGGGUGGGAUUCAACUAACGAGGCCCAUCAGCAUAAGCCCUUUGUAAGGACUUCCACUUGCACAAUUGGGUUCCUCCCUUUUCGUCCCCAGUGUCCCCUGAAAUUGGCAAGGGGUGUGUGUUGGAGAACACCUAGAACAGCAGGUGAGGAGAGGAGAGGGGGAUCGCUCCAUCUGGCAAACCAAAUGCUGAUUGAACAAUAAGAAGAGCAUGGUGUUGAAUUCCUCCUUUGAACUUAAAUUAGUCACGCCCAUCAAUUUCAAUAGAUCUACUUUGAGUGUGACUAACAUACUUAGACAAGUAUUCCCCCGAACUGUAACUUUCUGAUCUAAUUGUUUUAAUUGCCCUUUUAACUUUUUUAAUUGUUGUGCUUUUAGCAGGCUUUUUAUUGUGUAUUUAACUACAGUAUGUGUGACAAUUUUAUAAUGGAUGUAAUACUUAUCAAUCACUUGAUAAGGCAUGUAAGCUGUAUAUAAAUUAAAAGAAACAACAAUAAUAAUGUAGGGGUGUCUUGUGGCCCCUAAUCUGUGUUUCUGAUUCACAUCUCUCAGGAACAUCUAUGUGACAUGACACCAUCACACUCAUUUUCCUGGCAAUUAGCUGCUAAUAAAGUGGAAAGGGAGCAAGGAAACUCUUUGUGUGAUCAUGUUAUAGCAUAUGUCAUCUUUUCUUAGGUGUUACUGGUAAAAUAUGAAUCAGGGACCUGGUAAAGUAAAGUUGGAGUAUCAGUUCUUCAAUUAUACACAGUGAAUUUCACAAUAAUUGUGAUAAUUUUUUUUUACAAAACUAUUAUGCAUAGAAGUACUGUAGAAAUAAUUAAUAACUCUUUCUUGCUUUUAGGAAUGCCCUCGGAAACAACCAUCGCUAUUUGCUCCAUGAUUAUGGGAGGGGUAUUUGAAUUGUUUCCCAAACUAAGAGUUUGCUUUGCCCAUGGAGGUAAGUAUCUGAGAGCAGGAAGGCUGGAGGACACACAGAAAUCAUCAGUAUACAACUCUUUGCGCCAACACACACUAGUGAUGGGGUGGUAAUUCAACACUAGCCCUACUCAAAGUCAGCCCAUUUAAGCUAUUGGGCAUUACACGCUUAGGUUAAUUCAGCUGGGGAUGUCUAAGGCAUGGUAGAGGCAAGGGCAGCACUCCAGGUAUAGAGCCAGAUUAGACCUUUCAAGGUCAAUAUCAGGAAAUAGCUGUUAGGAAUGCGGAUGGGGAGGCAGGGAUCACUGCAUGUGCAUUUCAUAUGCAGAAAGUCCCAGAUUCAAUCCCCAACUUGAAUAUAUCAACAAUGUCUAUAUCAUUUCACAGUGUUUAAUGGUACUCCUAGAUAUAUUCAUUCAGGCAAAGUAAUUUACAACACAUCUUUCUUUUUAGGUGGCUCUUUCCCUUAUACAGUGGGGCGCAUUUCCCAUGGAUUCAAUGUGCGGCCUGACUUGUGUGCAGUAGAUAAUAACAUUGAUCCAAAAAAAUACCUUGGUUCAUUCUACACAGAUUCACUUGUUCAUGAUGAAUGUGCACUGAAGAUGCUAACAGAUGUAAUAGGAAAGGUGAGUGAGAUGGUAUUUAGCCAAAGACUGCAAGUAAGCUCUCUCUCCUGACUCUUUCGCACUCCUAUUGGUGCAAAUGGGAAUUUCCUUCCUAAUGCAAAUGACGGGGGGGGCGGGGGAGGCAAAGGAUUAAAGCCUCUCUUUCUCCAUCAUACAUCAGAUGAGAAGACAAAUACUUGCCAUGACAUGGAAGCAAAGGGAUGGGGCCACCUUUCCUAGGUGCUAAACAUUCCUUCUCUCUUGCCUUCCUUUCUCCUGGGUGGUAAAUGGAAAGGAAGAGGCAGAAGCCAAGGCAUGCCUCUACCCUUUGGCACACCCUUAGAUUGACUCUUCCUUUGCCCAGGAAAUAGGAGAAGCAGCAAAAAGACUGGUGAGACAGGGGUUACCCAGGAAGAGAAUAAAAAUUUAUCUUCUUGGUAUACUUGAAAUGAUUACGUAUUGCCCAUCUUCCUCCAGGGACAGUAAUAAAUAUCUGAGAAGGGUCAAAUUGAGACACACAAAUAAUGAAGGAAGUACAGUCACCCUCUCUCUAACAUGCCCCAGUCUUUUAACUACUCCGCUUUCCAGGUUGGAAGGUGGAUUAGAAGGAAGAUUCAGCAUUAGGACAUGCUAGAGAGAAAAUGGUGGCAUUUUGCUGGUGCUUUUCAAGGUUGCCCUUCCUAUUCUCCUCCCUAAUUCAGAGAUCACAAAGAUGAGAAGUGAUACUUGAACAUGCCAGCAGUCCACUUGAUCUAGAUCCUGGCCUUUUGACCUGUUCUGUCCUUAUUCACCAAUAAAAACCUAGUUGUUGAUACUUAAUAAAUGCAUUUGAUUGAUCCAGUUCCUCCUUUUUUACUUGCUGAGUAUUUUACCAGCAAACAAUGCUAAAAAUAAAACACAUCAACAAUGAUAUUAACAAAAGCUGAUACAACAUGGAUUAAGCUAGCUCUUUAACUGUGGCUAAUUAUUGCUUAAGCGCUAGGCUUUUUGGAGAUUUGACACUGUCUGACUUUUAUACAGUCAGGUAGGAGAUGCUGAGGCACCACUAAUCACACUCCAAUAAAUUGUAUCUGAAUUGUUUUAAUUUUGAAGGUUAUUUUAAUAUUCAAGAGCUUUGUGAGUCUUUUCCCCAGUGGAAUCAAUGCAACUUUCAGAAAAUCUCCAGACACCAUGGACUGUCUUGUAAAAUUUUCCACAUUUACUUCUAUCUCUCAGUGAUGAAUUUAUACAGCUAACUGGAAUGAAUGUUGAAGAUACCUUCAACAUUCAGUAUCUGAGCACACAAUCAAAACUUAUGCAGGCCACUGCAAAGAAAGACAUCAUCAGCUGUCCUGAGCAUACCCAGCCCAAGGAGGACAAAUGGCUGGGAGUUUAAUUCUUUACUGACAAAUCAUGAACUUCUAGUAGCUCCACAGGUGCACCAAAUAUGCAUACACACACUUCUGGUGGCUAAGCAGCUAGAGCCCCUCCCUGAGCUUAUGCUCCAGAGUGGACUGAUGGAGUAGUGGGGGGUCAGCCCUCAACCCCAAACUUAAGUACCCUCCUCCAACAGCACAAGGGCAAACAACCUGUGACUCCUUCAACACAGGAGUUGUCACUGUGCCUGUCUCCUCACGCCCCUCCUGGUCCUGGGAGACAGCAGGGGAGGGGACCGAGGGGAUUCUGAAAGCUCCCUCCCUUCAAGCACCAUUUCUCCCUCAGCUUCUGGUACAUUCUGUCCUUCCUCCCUUGCUCCUGUCUCAGGGGAGGCACAAAACUCAUAUAUCACUACCCAUUUCCUUUGGCCCCGCCAUCUCUUUCACCCAUGCAUGUAUCUGCAACCCUCCUGCCAACCCAGCAGUUCGAAAGCCUGCCAGUGCAAGUAGAUAAAUAGGUACCUAUGCAACCGUAGGGUGGUGUUCAGGAAGGCCACAUUGACCUAUCAGGUCAAGCAGAGGGCCUGGUAAGAUAUGGCAGGGCAGCACCAUUAUGUAUAAAGCAGGGCCAAGUGAAGGUAAUGUUUUACAUCAAAAAUAGUGCACAGCUAAGGGGAAAUGAAUUCCCUCCAGCCAGUUUGUGCAGACACCCAUGUCACAUUUAUCCAGGUAUGGGGACUGGCACCUCAUUUGUUACCCUCACCCCCAAAAAGGCACUGAUUACCAGCAUGCAUUUUGGCCCCAUGCUGGAUAUGAUAUCAGACUAUGAGAAAAGUGGCUGUGCAACAGACUGUGGAGUCCUAAAUUACACAUUCUCUUCCUUUGACCCAACAGGGUGUAAUUUGUUUCUCUAUUGACCUUCACUGAACUCUUUUAGCAACCAUGUAAGGCAAUGACUUUUGAAAGUAACAAUAUUUUCCAGCACCCUGUUUGCUCUGAUAUCUAUUUCUAGAACAUCAGCAGACUCAGCUGGUGGAUUUGUUAUUCUGAGCAUUAAGGUAUACGUUAUGAUAUAUGUUACCAUAAAACACAGUUCCAAGCUUAGAAUCAUAAGAGAAAGAGCAUCUAAAGUCCCUAAGGGCAUGUACUUUACAUAACAGACUUUUUUACUUUAUACUGUACAUGGUUGAGGAGUCACAUGGUUGUAUAAAGUAGACACAUGUAAGAGAUCUUGGCCAAUCACAGAUUUCCAGAACCUUUGCGCCCAAUAUUUCCUUUGUCAUCUAUGGCAUACAUCUCUUCCUUCAUGCUUUACAAUAGCUUCCAAAAGACACAAGGCAGAUUGCAGUGGGCCUGUGCUUUGACAUAACUGUGUUAAGAUUGAAGUGUUUCUUUCAGAAACCCCAUGGUGACACCUGCUGGAGACAUUUGGCAGAGGGGAAAAUAUUUCUGAACACAGCCUCCAGAAUUUCCUCCAGAAUCAAUGCUUUGGGCAUUUGUUCUGAUAUCAGUGACUGUUGUUUGAUUGUUUUUUUCUAAGAUGUGUUUAUAACAUAUGUCUGUCUUCCUUUCUCCAAGGAGCUCAAAAUGGCAUAAAUAAGGAAAUCUCAUUUUAUUAACCCUGUGAGGCAGGUUAGGCUCAGUGGCAGUACUUGGAGCACCACAGAGACAACUGAACACUGAGUAAAUGUGAUAUCUAAAAGAAGCAGGGCUUGUUUUAUUUAAGUGUCAGUUUGUAUUCAUUUCUCAGUAAGAAGGAAACAAAUGGCUAUGGCAUGAUGGAUCACUCCAUACGCCUUCCUCUUUUGUCAUAACUUUACUUUUCCCUCCCUCUACUUUAACGCAGGACAUAAUUUCUGAAUGAUCCAAAAUGAUCACAGAAGCUACAGUACCUCAGAACCUCCAGCUUUCUCUACCCAUAACAAUGGAAGCAAUUUGCACAGGAAGAACAGUCUUUCUAUGGAGAAGGAAGGAAAGGGGUUGCCUUUUUUAAAAUACCAAAUCUUGCUUUCUUCCUCAUUAAUCAUCCAUUCAGUAACAGCAUAUGUUAAAGCAAUCGCAUAUACUAUAUCCACUUACUCGGGAGUGCACCUCAUUGCACUGUUUCUCCUACAACAAAAACACUUACCCUCUGAGGUAAAUAGUACAAUCUUGUACAAUUCUCAACUUCCUGGCGUCUUUUUACCCAUUAUAUACUCUCUUUUACUGGCCAGCAAUUUGCACACACAGAAAAACCAAAGAGUUUUAGGGAUAUAAUAAUCAAAAUGUGCCUCACUUAUAUAUAGAAAAAAAUAAUAAUGCUCCCCAUAGGACACUCUUAAGUUGGAAACUGUGCACCUAUUAAAUCAAGGACAAAUACCUUUUGGCCCCCAAGUCAUUGUUGGAUUCCAACUCCUGUCAGCCCCAUCUAGCAUGAUCAGUGGUCACAGGUGGUGGAAGCUGAAGUCUAACAAUGCCUGGAGAACUACAGGAUUUCCUUCCCUGAAUUAGCUGCUAAUAAUGCUAUCCACCUGCUUAUUUCUGUUUUCAGGACAAAGUGAUGCUGGGAACAGAUUAUCCAUUUCCACUGGGAGAACAUGAACCUGGAAAACUUAUUGAAUCCAUGGAGGAGUUUGAUGAUGAAUUAAAGGUAUUAUUACAUUUUAAAAAAAAUCUUUCCAUCAGUCCCAGCCAUCACAACUUCAUUGGCUGGGACUAAUGGGAAUUGUAGUCCAAAUCAGAGCAGGGUUUGUGGUUCAAGAGGGAAAGAGUUGCUUACCUUGUGCCCAGCAGGAUUAACAGAUUUCUAAGUCUUCUGGCAUGAAGGGCGAAAUCCCUUUCACUGCUUGUGGGAGUUUGCAAAGCCCAGUGAAAAAUGAGGAGCUGAUCCUUCUUGAGUCCUCUGCAUAUGCUGAGAGAUUCCUGAGAACCACCAAUAAUGGUUGGCUACUACUGUCCCUGGCUGUUUAUUAUAUUUCAUAAUUCAAAUUCAUUUUUAUACAAGAAGCCACUGGACAUUUGUUUGGAAAGAAUCCUGGUGCAGAUAUAUUAAUUUCUUUUCAAGCCAUUACUGUUUUUGUAUCCAAAACAUUUGUUAAGACUCUCAAAAGCCUCCUUACUUUUUGUUGCAGGAUAAGCUCAAGUUUGGCAAUGCUCUUGCAUUCUUGAAUCUUGACAGAAAGCAGUUUGAAUAACCUCAGAACUAUAAACAUUUAUUGCAGUGUUGGGUCUUUAUGUAUAAUUAUGUAUCUACAUCCUUAUGUGUAUGCAUCCCCAUGAAAAUUUCAAAUAAAAGUAUGUAU
Molecule: messenger RNA, 21679 nt
Organism: Podarcis lilfordi (Lilford's wall lizard)
Lineage: Eukaryota; Metazoa; Chordata; Lepidosauria; Squamata; Lacertidae
Source: the annotation of a GenBank genome assembly